Messenger RNA from Poeciliopsis prolifica (blackstripe livebearer), 3626 nucleotides. RefSeq names its product ADP-ribosylation factor-like 15a (gene arl15a). The coding region runs from base 399 to 977 and encodes 192 amino acids. Gene Ontology annotation, molecular function: GTP binding; GTPase activity. NCBI's taxonomy places the organism in Eukaryota, Metazoa, Chordata, Actinopteri, Cyprinodontiformes, Poeciliidae. The transcript has 5 exons. The record is from RefSeq and is a predicted model, not a curated record.
CGCUUUCGUUAGUUUCCUCAACCAAACACUGUCUCUACUGAUAUUAUUGUGUGAUAAAAACUGGAAAGCAGCCGGUGGAAAGGGAGCUGUUUGUUCAGACAAAGACCAACCAAACACAGCGGGGUUCCCCCCUUUGUGAAACAAACCGAGUUGCUGCUUCUGCAGUGGAACUUGUCUCACAGAGGGGAAGGAGACGACUAUUUUUUUUUUUUUUAACAAAAACACUUUUUUAAACCCAAGAAAAGCUCGUUGUUAGUCUUCUAGCCAUUGCUGUCGGAAGGAAGGCGGGGAAUACAAAGAGACGCCUGCUAAAACCCUCAAACAUUUGGACUCACUCAAGCAAAAAAGGGAUUAUUACGAAGCUAGGUCGUGCUGCUGUGACUGGUCAGCGAUAGUACAUGGAUUAUCUGUGUUUCCGAGCACUGUGCUGUAAAGGACCCCCACCACCGAGACCAGAAUAUGACGUGGUGUGCAUCGGCCUGACAGGAGCUGGAAAGACCAGCCUGCUCUCGCGGCUCUGCAGUGAGAGCACUGACAACAUCGUUCCUACAACAGGUUUCAGCAUUAAGGCAGUGCCAUUUCCAAAUGCCAUCUUAAAUGUAAAAGAACUUGGAGGGGCUGACAACAUCAAGAAAUAUUGGAGUCGUUAUUACCAGGGGUCACAGGGUGUAAUCUUUGUACUGGAUAGCGCAUCAUCAGACGAGGACCUUGAGGCAGCGCGGAAUGAGCUCCAUUCAGCUCUGCAGCACCCUCAACUCUGCACGCUGCCGUUCCUCAUCCUCGCCAAUCACCAGGACAAGCCUGCAGCAAGAGCGCCAAAUCAGAUAAAGAAAUACUUUGAGCUGGAGCCGCUGGCGAGAGGAAAGCGAUGGAUCCUGGAGGGCUGCACUGUUGACAACAUGGAGUCAAUGAAGGAGAGUUUUGGUCAGCUCAUCGGCCUGCUUGAGGACAAGGAAACGGAGCCGGCGAGGAUAUGAUGUUAGCGCACAUCAGCGGCUGCUGACUGGCACGUCCUGCUGGUGCCCACGUCCACACACCUGAGCAAGCGCAGACACAAACACACAGGAAAACGGAACAGAUGUCGGCCACUCUUUGUGAUGAAUAUUGUAUGUUGUCCUCCCUCCGCCGCAGUCUCAGUUUUCACAUCGGAAUAGUGAACCGGGGCAUCAGUCGAGCACUACAGACUGACAGAAGAGAGCCACCCUGAGAGCCACCCAGAGAAAAGUCCCUGAAGUCUGCCAACAAUGGAAACCUUGUUUACUACUGUUUGUGCCAUUGUUAUGUGAUCAAAGGCGUUUAGGACAUUUAGAAAGUCUGUAGUCAGCAUUAAACACUAACACACACUCUGAAGCGCACACACACACACACACAUACAAACACACAGAGACAUGAAACUAAGUGGAGCCCAGAUUGAUAUGUUUAGCAUCUCCACUAAUUGCUUUGCAAGAUGUUUGAGAGAGCACAGUUGAUGUUCUUUUCCACUGAGAAGUACUGUAUGCUGUUAAGUCUGCUUCUCCCUUUGACUCUUCAACAACACAUGUUGUUGUGUGAGCGGAGUGCAUAGCCUAAAGCCCUGUGUUCUGUGCGGUAGCUACCUGUAAUGCAAGUAGUGUAUUCUGAGUAUCUCAUGGAAGUAUUCUGUAGAUGCAAACAAGCAAUUUGCAGUGUAACCGCACACAAGUGCAAACUAUUAACCGAGUGACUGACAGCAACGCUGGGAGGAAGUCUGAGAGCUUUUAUAAAUGUGCGAUUUAGGUUAUAUUUUAUAGCUUACGUAUGUUAAUCUCGUAAAGCAGCAUUCUGAUUUGUUUUUAAAAUGUCUGUAUGUCUCAAAUCAAAGACCAAGAAAACAAGUUGAUUGACUGAGCCGGUCAACGAGGAGCAAUGUAAUGAAUUUUGUGUCUUUAUAGUGUUGACCGAUGUCAGAUUUGUUUUUUUGUUUUUUUUUUAUUUGUACUGUGUCUUCUUUCCUUUCCUUUUUCUAUUUGACAUAACCUCUCAACACUAGCUGGUGACUGGAGUUUCUCAUCAUGCCCCAAUACAAACUAUCAAUCAGCCGCAGCAACAGCUGCAUCUGACAAGUCCCUGUCCGACACCCUAAUGCCUUCCAACUGUCUGGAGACUCCCCUCUUCCCCCCAAACCCCGUCUGCCGUUUAUCACCCCCCACCUCGUCCCGAGCAGCUCUAACCCGACUCUCCUCCACAUUCCCGUUGCCGCUCGAUGAACUUUUUUAUCUCAGAUGUCAUUUCAAGUGAGCGGCGUAUCAUUUAGGAAGAGUCGCCUUCAUUGUGCCACAAGUGUCGGGUUACCUCCAAGAAUAACGAUAAAAAAAAAUCAUCAGGUUGUUUAGUCAUCAUGGUUUUUUUAUUGUUGUUGUUUUGUUUUAUUUUUAGAAUUUUUAUUCCUUUUUCGUACCUGAAUGGAGAACUGAGUGAAAUUGUUUGCUUUAAUGCAAAUGUGAAUUUCUUAACCAAGGAUCAAACCAGAGUCAGACUUCUCACGUCGUCCACUCACCAAAAUCACAAAUAUGGGCAUUCAGCUGUGCAUUGUGUCCAAGGUUGAAAUUAAACUUUUAAAAUUGAAAACAAAUGUUGCAUUUUGAGCUGUUAAUGUGGAUUAGUAAUAUGUUGACUCUACCAUUUACAUGUACAGGAAGAAACGCUAUAAAAUGAAUGUCACUUGUCUUUUCAAAUAUGAUCUUUAAGGGUUUAAAGAUGAUGUCGACCUAUUCCUUCAUAAUCGUCUUUAGAAGUAGUCUGAAUGGAACACCUGGUUACCUGAAUGUUUUUCUCUCUGUUGCUCUUAUUAAUUCACCAAACCAUCUUGUGAAAAUACAAUACCCUAAACAAUAAUCAGAAAGUCCAGAUGAAUGAGAGAAGUUCAACCCAAAGUUUAAAAGUUAAAAAAAAAAAGUGGUUAGAGUGGAGCAUCUGAAGAAAGAGCAGAAAGUUAACCAAGUGAGGCAAAGAUUACUGAGUGAAAUGCUCCACAGUGAUUCAGGCUUGUUCCAGGGGCCUCGUGUCCAGCCUGUGUAAACCCAUAAAAACAUGUUCCUUGCUUUUUGAAACCAAGUAAGUCAGACUUAUCAUUAAUAAUAUAACAGUGGAAAUAUGUGCAGCUCCAUGUAGCUGGGGAUUUUCUUGGGGUUUUUACCCACACUAGAAACACAUGAUAAAUGAUUAUUACAACUAAGCACAUGGAUGGAUAUUAAAGCAUGCACAUUGUGUUGCAAGAAUUACUUUUGCAACACAACAGCUUUAGCUUUCUGGUAGUAUGUUGUAGACCAGGAGUCUCAAACUCCAGUCCUCCAGGGCCGCUGUCCUGCAGCUUUUAGAUGUGCCACAGAUACAAAACACAGGAAUGAAAUGGCUUAAUGACCUCCUCCUCCAGUUCUCCAGAGCCUUGCUAAUCAUCGAGUUAUUCUAUUCAGGUGUGGUGCAGCAGGGGCACAUCUAAAAGUUUGUAGGACACCGUCCCUCAAGGACUGGAGUUUGAGACCCCAGUUUUUAGACAAUAUGGUGUGAAGAGCAGGGUUGCUAAGUUAUGGAAAAUGUCUGGAAAAUUUAGCAGGGGACGUUAGCUGAGGAGUUCAAAGUAACUUUAGGGUAUUUUAGAAAAGUAAUGA